AUGAACAACGUCAAGAACACCAGCACCGGUGCCGUCCGUCCUGGCACCGUCUCCCCCAUCAAAACCACCAUGAUCAGCCACAACGCUCUAUGCCGGGACGAGACGUCCCCGGUAGACGUGAACACGCCGUCCUCUGCAUCAAGCAAGUCGGGCUCAAACGGCAGCGUGUUCUCUGAGCCCAGCUCCACAACAACCCUCUUCGUCAAUGACAUCCUCUACACCCGCCAGGAGCUGCGCGCCAUGGCCGAGGAGCUUGACCUUGCCCAGCGCUCCGGCGAGUUCCCCAACACCAAGUACCUCAAUGCCAACUCCAACGUCACUGUCGAUGACUACAAGAAGCUCAUUGAGGUGCGCGGCGCCGCUUCCAAGGCUGAGCGUGAUGUUCUCUUUGUUGCCCUGACGCGUGACCUUCGGGAGCGUGACGAGGAGAUGGACGAGAAGCUAGAGAGGCAGCGGGCACUCAAGCAUGUCAACUCUUGCAUCAAGUCUGUCCAGGAAGAGCAACGUCUUUACCGUAUCAUGCAGACUGCGCUUACCCACAACACUCAUGCCGUUACCAAGACUGAUCUUGAGGAGCUUCUUGUGUCUAGCAUGGCCAACAAGCGAGAUCUUGCCGAGAUAGCAAGCAAAAACGACCUGAUGGACAUUGCAAACAGACUAUCGGCAACUACCAAGACCGAUCUCUCAGACAUCAGGCAUGCCUUGAUGACCGCCAUGAAUAACAACUCUGCUCGUGACUUUGAACUCAUCGAGGCUCGUCUUGACUUGGUCAGCCGGCAAGUCGAAGCUGUACAUGACAUCACCGAGCAGCAAAUCGCAAUAUUGGCCAAACAAAUUUCAGAAAUGACAGCUCUCUUAAGCUCCAUACCUACCAGCCUGACAGGCAUCAUGCAGCAAAUGGUACAGCAUACGCAGCUUGAACAGCAACAACCCCUCAAACUUGAGACUAUCCCUGUCGCACAAGUUUCAACCCUUAGCACUUCAAUGGCGAAGCCCCAGAACGUUGGUAGUUGCCAACGCGUCGAUAAGGUGGGAACACAUCAGCCUAUCGUGUCCAAAUGGCACAGGUCAGUCAGCCAGAGCCUCAAACGCGGCCUCGGCAAGAUAUCACGGAGGAGAAACGCAGCAGUCCAGGAGAUCAUCGAGGUUUCACUGAGGUGA
Molecule: messenger RNA, 1161 nt
Organism: Pyricularia grisea
Lineage: Eukaryota; Fungi; Ascomycota; Sordariomycetes; Magnaporthales; Pyriculariaceae
Exons: 1
Coding region: 1-1161 (386 amino acids)
Source: RefSeq, a predicted model, not a curated record